This is a messenger RNA of Macadamia integrifolia, 2293 nucleotides long. RefSeq names its product adenine/guanine permease AZG1. Bases 378 to 2135 code for a protein of 585 amino acids. Gene Ontology annotation, biological process: transmembrane transport. The transcript has a single exon. The record is from RefSeq and is a predicted model, not a curated record. Lineage: Eukaryota; Viridiplantae; Streptophyta; Magnoliopsida; Proteales; Proteaceae. Gene Ontology annotation, molecular function: purine nucleobase transmembrane transporter activity. Gene Ontology annotation, cellular component: plasma membrane.
ACCCAUUGAUCUCAUUGUCCAUGCAGUUGCGAUGCACUGUAACAUUCCUUAUCCCGAAUCCUAAAGAUCCCCUCUUACGAAUCUGUUAAUCCCUCAGGCCUCAACCCUCGCUGCUGGCCGUCUAUCCAGAUUCCAGAUUCCUUGUUUACCCGUUACCCCAUAUUUCUACUUCUCGCUUUAUCUCUAUCUGGCGCACAAACCCGCCUCCAAACCAGACAAACCAUCACUAUUCUCUCUCUCUCUCUCUCUCCCACAAGUGCACACAGACACAUUUAUAGGAGGAAUUCUCCCAAUUGUCUUUCCGUAGACGGACUCAAAGAUAACGGUAAGUCGGAGGAAAAACCUCUUGUGAUCUUAUCUCUGUAUCAUUAUCAUCAAUGGAGAAUCGACCACCACGCUCUCCGGCGUCCUCCAUAACUACCCGCCUCAACUCCUUCGUCGACAACAGCCCAAUUGGAAAGAGAUUCAAAGUCGCCCAACGAGGCUCCACCUUCACAACUGAGCUCCGUGCCGGCACAGCCACCUUCCUCACCAUGGCCUACAUCCUCGCAGUCAACGCAAGUAUCCUCACCGACUCUGGUGGAACCUGCACCGUAGCCGACUGCGUCCCUCUCUGCAGCGAUCAGUCCAUCUCCAUCUCCAACUGCUCCGGCGGCAACCUCACCGUGAUCCAACCCACAGAGUCCUGCAAGUUCGACCCAGUCAAUCCUGGUUACACAGCCUGCCUCGACCGAAUCCGCCGAGACCUCAUCGUCGCCACCAUCGCUUCCUCACUCAUCGGAUGUGUAAUCAUGGGCGCCUUCGCUAACCUCCCUUUAGCUUUAGCUCCUGGUAUGGGCACCAACGCUUACUUUGCCUACUCCGUCGUAGGCUUCCAUGGCUCCGGCAACGUCUCUUACAAAACCGCUUUAACGGCAGUCUUCAUCGAAGGGUUAAUUUUUCUCCUCAUUUCCGCACUUGGGUUCAGAACUAGACUUGCAAAACUCGUUCCCAAACCCGUCCGAAUCUCAUCCUCCGCCGGAAUCGGUCUCUUCCUCGCUUUCAUUGGGCUUCAAAACAGCCAAGGUCUCGGACUCGUCAGCUACAGCUCAGCUACACUAGUCACAAUCGGUGCUUGCCCCGCUAAGUCACAAGUUUCGGUCGCACCCGUAAUUUCAUAUCCAAACGGCACCGUCAGUCUUAUGGCCGGCGGCACCGUAUCGGGUGGCAUUCUCUGCUUACAUCACAAGAUGGAAAGCCCAACUUUCUGGCUCGGCGCUCUGGGUUUCGUCAUCAUCGCUUAUUGUCUAGUGAAGAACAUCAAGGGAGCAAUGAUAUAUGGUAUAGUGUUUGUCACAGCGGUUUCAUGGUUCCGUCACACCCAAGUCACCGCGUUCCCCGAUACUGACUCGGGCAACUCGUCUUACCAGUACUUCAAGAAAGUGGUGGAUGUCCAUACCAUCAAGAACACAGCAGGUGCGUUGAGCUUUAUGGGUAUGGGGACAGGGUCAUUUUGGGAAUCUUUGGUCACAUUCUUAUACGUCGACAUACUCGAUACGACCGGAACGCUUUACUCGAUGGCCCGGUUCGCCGGGUUCGUUGACUUGAACGGCGAUUUCGAGGGUCAAUAUUUUGCGUUCAUGUCCGAUGCGACGGCGAUAGUGAUCGGAUCUUUGUUGGGGACUUCACCGGUGACAGCGUUUAUAGAGUCGUCGACGGGGAUAAGGGAAGGUGGCAGGACGGGGCUGACGGCGUUGACGGUGGCGGGGUACUUUUUCUUGUCGUUCUUUUUUACGCCGUUGUUGGCGUCGAUUCCAGCUUGGGCGGUAGGACCACCGUUGAUUUUGGUUGGGGUGUUAAUGAUGAAAUCUGUGGUGGAGAUUGAAUGGAAUGAUAUGAGGCAGGCGAUACCAGCGUUUUUGACGAUGAUAUUGAUGCCCAUGACUUAUUCGAUUGCUUAUGGGUUGAUUGGUGGGAUUGGGACUUAUAUUGUGUUACAUUUAUGGGAUUGGGGAGUGCGUGCGUUGGUGAUGCUUGGGAUAGUUGGGAGGAGAGAGGGGAGAAAUAAGGAUUUGGGAAGGGUAAAUGAGUCAAAUCGAUUGGGUCUUGAAGAUGGGGAGAGGAAGCCAUCAUCUGAAGUUCAAUUAGCAGUUUAAAUUUUUUUCUUUUCUCAUAACUCAAAAUUGUCAUACUCGUUUGGUUUGGGAAUUUUUUUUUCCUUUUUGUUUUAGUUAUUAUUAUGGUGGUUAAAGGAGAAAAUUGAAGAAAAAAAAAUUAUUUAUGAAUGAAAAAUUUCACUAAAGAUUAUUUUCAA